Molecule: messenger RNA, 4585 nt
Organism: Anolis sagrei ordinatus
Lineage: Eukaryota; Metazoa; Chordata; Lepidosauria; Squamata; Anolidae
Product: calpain-1 catalytic subunit
Biological process (GO): proteolysis
Cellular component (GO): cytoplasm
Molecular function (GO): calcium-dependent cysteine-type endopeptidase activity; calcium ion binding
Source: RefSeq, a predicted model, not a curated record
UUCUCCAGUCCCCUCCCUCCUUCUCUCUCAGACUCAAAUCUCAGCCGCAAGAGCCCUGCCCCACCCCCGCUGGGCCGAGCCCAAAACUCUGCGGCUCGGAGGAGAAAAAGGAGGAAGGAGGAGAGAGGGAAAGAAGGGGAGAGAGCCGGCCCGGCCCCGCGCUGCCCUCCCUGCAAACGCGAUUAAGAGGAGCUCAAGCGCUGAGGAGAGUUGCUAAUUCGGGCUGGCCUCGCCCUCCGCCUUCCUGAGCAGGAAUCCGCCUCAGAGGAGCCUCCGUCGCCGCGGAAGCCGGGCCUCAGGGGCCAAGGGCCCUGCCCCAGUUUGGCCGGAGGAGGCCUCUCCGAACCAUCCCAGCCCAGGUGAGGCCUGGCAAGCCUUUGUUUCCCCCCGAGGGUAGCUGCUGAAGCUUCAUUUUCCUUAAUCCAGCUGGACUUGUGAUGAUGCCUUUUGGAGGAAUGGCUGCCAGACUAGAAAGGGACCGUCUGCGAGCAGAGGGUGUGGGCAAUCACCAAAAUGCUGUUAAAUACCUGGGUCAGGAUUACGAAACCCUGAAGCAGGAAUGUUUGGAGAGUGGCAGAUUGUUUGAAGAUCCCCAGUUUCCUGCCAUCCCUUCUGUCCUUGGCUUCAAGGAACUGGGGCCAAAUUCUGGCAAGACCCAAGGAGUGCGCUGGAAGCGCCCAUCAGAAAUUGUGGAUGACCCACAGUUUAUUGUGGGAGGUGCCACAAGGACAGACAUCUGCCAAGGAGCUCUGGGUGAUUGCUGGUUACUGGCUGCCAUUGGCUCCCUGACUCUCAAUGAGGACCUUCUGCACCGAGUUGUGCCUCAUGGCCAGAGCUUCCAGGAGGACUAUGCAGGCAUCUUCCACUUCCAGAUCUGGCAGUUUGGUGAAUGGAUGGAUGUGGUAAUAGAUGACCGCCUGCCCACCAAAGAUGGAGAGCUGGUAUUUGUGCAUUCAGCAGAAUGUCAGGAGUUCUGGAGUGCUCUGCUGGAAAAGGCAUACGCUAAGUUGAAUGGCUCUUAUGAGGCCCUGUCAGGUGGCAGCACCACAGAAGGCUUUGAGGAUUUCACAGGAGGCGUGGCAGAAAUGUAUGAUCUCAAGAAGCCACCCCGUAACAUUGCCAAGAUCAUUUGCAAGGCUCUUGAAAGGGGUUCCCUCCUUGGCUGUUCCAUUGAUAUCACCAGUGCAUUUGAUAUGGAAGCAGUCACUUUCAAGAAACUAGUGAAGGGCCAUGCCUAUUCUGUCACAGGAUUUAAGAAUGUGGACUAUCGUGGCCAACAAGAAUCACUCAUCCGGAUAAGGAAUCCCUGGGGUCAGGUGGAGUGGACUGGAGCUUGGAGUGACAACUCUUCUGAAUGGAAUGAAGUGGACCCUGAUCAGAGGGAAGAAUUGCACCAAAAAAUGGAAGAUGGUGAAUUCUGGAUGUCUUUUCGAGAAUUUUUGCGUCAGUUUUCCAGGCUGGAAAUCUGUAACCUUACCCCAGAUACUCUGGACAAGGAUGGGUUAAGCAGAUGGCACACCACUCUCUUUGAGGGAACCUGGCGCCGUGGCAGCACAGCUGGAGGCUGCAGGAACCAUCCAGCAACAUUCUGGAUUAAUCCACAGUUCAAAAUCAAGCUCCUAGAAGAGGAUGAUGACCCAGAGGAUGAUGAGGUGGCUUGCACUUUCUUAGUUGCCUUGAUGCAAAAAAAUCGUCGAAAAGCUCGCCGAAUUGGAGAAGAUAUGCAUACCAUUGGCUUUGCUGUCUAUGAGGUUCCUGAGGAGGCACAGGGCUGCCAAAAUGUCCACCUGAAAAAGGAUUUCUUUCUGAGAAACCAGUCUCAGGCUCGCUCAGAAACCUUUAUCAACCUGCGGGAGGUGAGCAACCACAUCCGCCUGCCCCCUGGUGAAUACGUCAUUGUGCCCUCCACCUUCGAGCCCAACAAGGAAGCAGACUUUGUCUUGCGUGUCUUCACAGAAAAGCAGUCUGAUACAGAGGAACUUGAUGAGGAGAUCUCUGCAGAUCUUCCAGAUGAGGAAGAAAUCUCUGAGGAUGAUGUAGAUGAGAACUUCAAAAACAUGUUCCGUCAGCUUGCAGGAGAGGACAUGGAAAUCAGUGUCUUUGAACUCAGAACUGUCCUGAACAGAGUCAUUGCAAGGCACAAGGAUCUGAAGACAGAUGGGUUCAGCAUGGAUUCUUGCCGCAACAUGGUCAACCUGAUGGAUAAAGAUGGCAGUGCUCGCCUGGGUCUUGUGGAGUUUCAGAUCUUGUGGAACAAGAUCAGGAGCUGGCUGAAUAUAUUUCGUCAGCAUGAUCUGGAUAAAUCAGGCACCAUGAGCGCCUAUGAGAUGCGUCUGGCUUUGGAAACAGCUGGAUUCAAGCUGGACAACAAGUUGCAUCAAGUGGUGGUGGCCCGAUAUGCUGACGACUCAUUGGGUGUGGAUUUUGAUAACUUUGUCUCCUGUUUAGUGAAGUUGGAGACCAUGUUCAGGUUCUUCCAAAGCAUGGAUCCUGAAGGUACUGGCAGUGCAGUGAUGAACCUUGGUGAGUGGCUGACAUUCACAAUGUGUGGCUAGAGCAGAGGUGGAACUUCAGGCUGCGCUGACCCUCUCGGACUGGGCUACCCAAGUGCCUCCUUCAGGCUGAACCGGAUGGCCCAACUCCCCUCCUUUCUUUCAUCAACCCACUGCUGUGUCUGAGUCUUCCAUCCCCCUUGAUCACCCACACAGUCGAACCCCACAGCACAAGGACUCUUGCUCUCACCAACACCAUUGUCUCUGUAGGGAUCGGUCUCUCUUUUAGGGGCCAGGGGAGAGAGGAGGCAGAUCUUUCCUGCUGUGAGCAUACCUUGUGACAGCUCUUGUUGAAUUGGGGCAACCGAGAAAAGAUCAGGAGCGUGUGCUGAUUUCAGAGUUAGUCUGCCUAUCAGGAGGGGCUCCCUUCAGAGUUGGCAGAAGGACUUUGGUGGGGCAUUGUUGCUUCUCCUAAAAGGUUGGCCUUUUUAUACCACUUGGUCCUGUUACUGAUUCUGCUUUUGCAAGGAAACCUGCUCCUCUCUCCUGGAAUCAUUUCUCUUUGUUUUUGCUUUUCACUGGUAAAUUCAGUGGCAAUGGGCAAAAGGGAGAUGAGCCCUGGAUUCUACUCUUCAGUCUUAAAUAAAAGAAUACACCCACCCAGCGGUGGGGAAGUCUUUUGCAAAGACCACUCAGGAUCCCACUUCCAAGAACUAAUACAACUGUUCUCCCAGCAGAGAGUGUUUCCACUCCUGCAAAAAUACUGAGAUGUAGUGCACUUGGUUUGAAAACUGUAGCCUUUUCCAAGAAGAAGCAUCGCCAGAUCACAGGCGGCUGAGCGAAUGGUCCUGAUCACAAAACCGAAGUGCUAUGCAUCAGGAUAUCUGUGCCCUCUGCACAAAGUAGGCAGAAUUAGUCAUGCAACCUUUAAAUGCAGAGUGAAAACAAAUUAUGAAAAAUCUCAGUUAAGAGAAGAAAUCUAGACUAUAUAGUGCCCUCCCAGUCCAAAUGCUGCUGGAGGGUUCAUUUUCCCUUCACUGUUUAAACUAAAUAAGGCAGGAUAUGAUUAGUAACAAAUUCCUAUCAUGGCAGUGUUCAAAAAUCAAGGUAUAACCAUUGCUUUCAAAAGACACUGGGCAGCUGAAUUGUUCUUUCCUCUAUGACAUUGUUUUUUCUGAAGAGGGGAUUGAGAAGAAAAGCAAGUAAUUGGAAAGACACAGGAGAGCUUCAGUACACAUUCAGAGUCUCAUCUGGCAUCUCUGUUGGUUUGGGCUUCUUGUGUUUUAAUCCCAGCACCUUCCCAGGCAAUUUAAGAACUAUGCAGAAUAACUAAUAUUGCAGCUUUGUUGAAGCCGUUAGCAUGAACUUGGUCAGUCAAGCAAUAUAGAAGCAUUAUAAAUAAAUAGGCUAGCACAACCAAAGGUUAGAGUCCUAUUCACAUACUACAUGCCUUGCCUGAAAUGUUUAUCUUUGGCCUUGGCUAAGUCCUUUUUCCUGCUUUUAUUAUUUCCACUUUGAGUUUCUGAAUGGCAUAACAAGCAAAACUAGGAGGGAAUAUUACUCACCAAUUAUAAUGCUGAAUUGUUACACUGCUGUGGAUGGAGCUCUCCAUCAUGCCCUGCUUUUCUGUCUCUUAGAAUGAGGGCAGAAUUCCCAGCCAACCUUUAUUUGAAAGCCACUGCUCUUGAACUGUAGUCAACUUGUGCAGGAUUUUGUUUUCAUGUCAGGAGCGACUUGAGAAACUGCAAGUUGCUUCUGGUGUGAGAGAAUUGGCUGUCUGCAAGGACGUUGCCCAGGGGACGCCCGGAUGUUUUGAUGUUUUACCAUUCUUGUGGGAGGCUUCUUUCAUGUCCCCACAUGGGGAGCUGGAGCUGACAGAGGGAGCUCAUCCAUGAUCUCCCCGGAUUUGAACCUGCGACCUGUUGGUUUUCAGUCCUGCCAGCUUGGAUUUAUCUUUGAAGCAUGUCCAUCCAACUGUCACAUUUUGGAGUAAUUUAACAGAAACCAUCCAGAAGACUUGUCAAACUUUAAUGCUGCUCUGACAUCAACUGGAAACUGCAUUCCACACAUAAAAUAUGUGUCCUUUCAAAAAG